Molecule: messenger RNA, 1632 nt
Organism: Aegilops tauschii subsp. strangulata
Lineage: Eukaryota; Viridiplantae; Streptophyta; Magnoliopsida; Poales; Poaceae
Product: anthocyanidin 5,3-O-glucosyltransferase
Molecular function (GO): UDP-glucosyltransferase activity
Source: RefSeq, a predicted model, not a curated record
CGGUCUCACGGGGCCAUGCACUGCUCAACCAGACCACCCCCAUGUCCAAAUUUGACUGGAUUCGAGCCGGCCACGCUAUAUUAUCCCCGGAUCCCGGAGGUCGCCAAGCUGUUCCUCAAGCACGGCCUCGCCGUCACCAUGGCGCUCGUCGAGCCGCAGGUCAAGUCCACCGACUUCUCCGCCGCGGUCGCCCGCGCGAGGGCCUCCAACCCCUCCGUCGCCUUCCGCGUCCUGCCGUCGCCGCCCGCAGAUUCCAACCCCGACGGCGCGCCCAGGCACCACGUCGUGAAGGUUAUCCAAUCGCUCGCCGCCAUGAAUGCGCCCCUCCGCGACUUCCUCCGCUCGCUGCCCUCCGUCCACGCGCUCGUCCUCGACAUGUUCUGCGUCGACGCCCAGGACGUGGCAGCCGAGCUCAAGCUGCCGGUCUUCUACUCAUUCGCCUCCGCUGCCAGCGACCUUGCCAUCUUCCUCAACCUGCCGAGCAAGUUCGCCAGCAAUACGGCCAAGAUAAAAGAGCUCGGCGACUCCAUCAUCACCUUCCCGGGCGUUCCUCCUUUCAAGGCUUCGGAGCUGCCCUCCGAAGUUAUCGGCGACGAUGAAGCACUCGUGUACGUCUUACGCAUGUUUGAGCGAAUGGCAGAGGCGAAAGGAAUUCUUAUCAAUUCCUUCGACUCGCUGGAAAAGCCCGCACUGAGCGCUCUCAACGACGGACUUUGCGUUCCUGGUCGUGCGACGCCGCCGGUCUACUGCAUCGGGCCGUUGGUCUCCGGAGGCGGAGACAAGGAGCACGAGUGCCUCCGCUGGCUGGACGCGCAGCCGGACCAGAGCGUGGUGUUCCUCUCCUUCGGCAGCCUGGGCACAUUCACCAGUAAGCAGCUCGAGGAAAUUGCAGUUGGUCUGGAGAAGUCAGGGGAGAGGUUCCUGUGGGUUGUGCGGAGCCCGCGCAGUCCCGACGAGAAGCACGGCGAUCCGCUGCCGGAGCCUGACCUCGACGCGCUCAUGCCGGAAGGGUUCUUGGAGAGGACCAAGGACAGAGGGCUCGUGGUCAAGUCUUGGGCGCCGCAGGUGGAGGUUCUGCGUCACAGGGCGACCGGCGCAUUCAUGACGCACUGCGGCUGGAACUCGACGCUGGAGGGCAUCACGGCAGGGUUGCCGCUGCUGUGCUGGCCGCUGUACGCGGAGCAGAAGGUGAACAAGGUGCACAUAGUGGAGGGAAUGAAGCUCGGGGUGGAGAUGAGAGGCUACAAUGAAAAGGUUGUUAAGGCCGAGGAGGUGGAGGAGAAGGUCAGAUGGGUUAUGGCGUCCGAGGGAGGAGGCAGGGCACUCAGGGUGCGGGUAGCGGCAGCGAAGGAUGCAGCGGCUGAGGCGCUCCAGGAAGGGGGCUCGUCCAACUUGGCGUUUGCCCAAUUCCUAAAGGACAUGGACAUUUCCAAGGUCGCAACCAUGCACGAUUGAUGUGAAGCUUGUAAACCCUACUUAGUGUUGGAUUUUCUUUUUAGAAACACACCGAAGAAACUCACGCAAACUUAUUCCUAUAAGAACGCACGAGCGCAUCCUACCUCUAUAUGAACACUUCCGGAAAGCUGAGCCGGAAGAUCAUGAGAUUAAUGAAGUCACAUCAAUCAUUUUGUA